Molecule: messenger RNA, 3688 nt
Organism: Crotalus tigris (Tiger rattlesnake)
Lineage: Eukaryota; Metazoa; Chordata; Lepidosauria; Squamata; Viperidae
Gene: OLIG1
Product: oligodendrocyte transcription factor 1
Exons: 1
Coding region: 1500-2204 (234 amino acids)
Molecular function (GO): protein dimerization activity
Source: RefSeq, a predicted model, not a curated record
CAACUAUUACAACAAAAACAAUUAGGGAGCUACAACAGUUCCUAUAUAAAAGUUAAAGUAGCAGUAUUCUUUAAUUUGGAAUGGAAGUUACAUAAGAGGACAUAUAAUAAAGACACAUAAAACCAUGGCAUAUAUUUAUUUAUCAGUCAUUUCUUUGCCACCCAUCUUAUUAGUUUUUAUGAUUUAUGAGGUAAGAUCUUCCUCCCUCCCUCAAUGUUAGAGCUCACUGAAACUGAAAAGAAGAUUAAUGGUGGACAGAAGGAAAUUGUUUCCACACAGCAUAUAGUUAAACUGGUAGCAGGUGUGCAAAUAGUUUAUAUGAGUGAUUUUAAAAGGGGACUGAACACUUUUAUAGAAGAUCAGGCUAUGAGUAGCUACUUCUUUGAUGGCUGUUAGGGGGCUAUUGCUCCCUGGUCCACAUCUGAGAUAUUCCCAGGUGCGCAUCCAAUUGCUACUGUUUGACAAAGAAUGUUGAAUUAGAUGGCCUAACAUCUGAUCCAGGAGGGUUCUACCAAUUAUUCCUAGUUCUGACUGUAUUCAACUAUGAAGGACAGGGACUCAAGAAGCAAGGACAUAAACAUGGAGUGAGGCCAGAGAGAACUGGAUAUUUCUUAAUUCCAAUUAUGAAGGACUAGAGAAGGAAAAAAUAUCUGUACACUUCGCUUACUAUGGCAUUAUAUUAUCCACUGCUGAAAAGCAGGUGACUUGGAUAGACAUAUCUUGCUUUCUUGCUAUCUUAUGUAAUAAGAGGUUGGCAGAUUCAACUCUGCCAGUUCUGUACCCUACACAAAUGGGUCACGUAACAUGUGAAGAACUUUUAUUCACAACUGUCUUCUCUACAAAAAGAGAUUCUGAAUGCAAAAAAAACAAAAAACCACGGGGCAGAAGGAAGCAAAAACUGGCAGACAUUAAUCCAGGAAAGUACAUAAGAGUAUGUGUGAACCUAUCUUUGAAGUGCACGUGAUCUUGGUCCUAUUUUAUUUUAAAAUUGUCAUCUGAAAUGCCCGUUUAUAAAUUCUGGACCUGCAAAAAAAAAGGGCAUUAAUAAUAUCAGCAAUAAUUAGAAAACACAGGUGAAGGGCGGGUUUGUCUGGAAGUUUGGACUAAGCUACCAGGAGACUCAACGCUGAAAAAAUGGAGCACCAAACUUCACAAUAAAGGUCUUGUCUACUGUAACGUUUUCCCUGAGCAUCUUGUGGCAGCCAAUGAGCGCCUCUUUUCCUCCAGAUCUGCACUCCCAUUGGUUGCAGCCUGUCAUUCUUUUGCUCGUCUAAGACAAGGUUGGAGUUAGAGGAUCUGCGUUCAACAAUCGGUUUCCUCACAUCUCGGCGCUAAUCACAGCAGGGAGAUUAAAACAGUUAAUUUUUCAACUAUUUCUCCUUAUCCAGCUGACCGCAAAUCCGAGCGGCUCCCAAUUCCCUGCCGCCUUUUCUUCUCCCGAGCUUUUUAACGCAAUGACAGCCCGUUGCCUGAUCUGAAAACCCCGCAGGGCCAUUAUCAUGUUGAGGCAACACUUUUCGUACGAGCUGGUUCGCUACACGCAGGCCCCCUCCGCCUUGCUUCCCAAACAAGCUGAGGAGAGCAGGCCGGACUUUGCGGCGGAGCAGUUCCAGAUGCGAUCCGGAACCGGGACCACCCGGGCGGGCGGGAGCAAGAGCGAGCAGCAGCUGCUGCGGAGAAAGAUCAACAGCCGCGAGCGGAAGCGGAUGCAGGACCUCAACUUGGCCAUGGACGCGCUGCGAGAGGUGAUUCUGCCUUACUCGACGGCUCAUUGCCAGAGCUCGCCCGGGCGGAAGCUUUCCAAAAUCGCCACGCUGCUCUUGGCGCGGAAUUACAUUCUUUUGUUGGGAAGCUCGUUGCAAGAGCUCCGGAGAAUCAUAGGGGAGAUUAGCGGCUCCUCGGGUCCCAGGCUGCUACUGGCUGGACUGCCUCUCUUCGCCGCCGCCGCCGCCGCGGUCGCCCCGGGCCCGGUGCUGCUAACGCCGGGGAUCGGGAGCCACCACCACCUGCCCCACCACCACCACCCGGACAGGCUCCGACAGGCCAGCAAAUACCCCUCGGCGGCGGCCCUGGAGGAGCAACAGUGCGGCCACGUGCCCGUCCCCGAUGGGGCUACCCUUUGCUCCUGCGCCGCUUGCAAGUUCCCUCACUUGUUUCCUUCCGGCUUCGGGGUGGCCGCUGUGCAGACGCAGUUUUCCAAAUGAGCCUGGCCCUCCUGAGCUGAGGGGGGGAUGGAGAUGGAGGGGGCCCAGCAGGCGGCGAUGGAAACUGGUGGGACGGCGGGGGCCCGGAGGAUCGAGGAGCCUGGUGGCUUCUCCUUUUUUAUUACACGGUCUGCACGGAGCGACAGCUGGGGGCAGAUAGGCGAGAAUGUUCAAGACCCUGAAAGGGACGGUUUUGCAAGUUUUCCCCUCAAAUCGGGUGCGCGAUCGCUGGGACAAAAGUCUGAUUUUGGCCCUCGGGUACAAUUUGAAGAAGAGGGUCAGAAUGGGGCAAUUGUAUUAAAGAGGUUAAAUAGUCCAACGCUAACCCAAGCCUACCACGUGAUGAUGUAGCUGUGCACGGGACCUGAAAUCAAUACCAAGCCUGUUAAGAUUUGUAAAAGAGGGAUCAUGGAACCCCAGAAUUGGAAGAAGCUUUCCUCUUGGUGCAAAAUCCAAAUGAAAAAGCAUUCCAGGCAAAUGGCCGUCCAGCCUCAUUGAGCACAUUCAACAGAGGAGAGUCGCAGCCCUUGGCAAUUGGUUCCAUUGUUAAACUGCUUUGUCAGUUGGAAUAACUUCCUGUAAUUGGACAUCUUAAUCUGUGUCCCACACUCUGGGAUGCAGAGAACCAGCCAUUCUUCUAUAAGAACCAUCUUCAGGCACUUGAAAACUAUGAGUCUUACUAUCCUCAGUUAUUUCUGAAGGCUUAAACAUGCCCAACUCUUUCGGGCUCUUCUUGUAAGGCGAGCAGGAUUCACACUACAGCAGUGACUUUUGGCAUUAAUACAGCAAGGAGAAAAGUUUUCAAACUUCAGUGAUGGUUUAGUGACAUUCAGAAAUGUCAUAAGAUUCUAGUUAAGAUCCUGACUAAAUAUUCAGUGUUUGGAUAAUCUUGGUAAGGCUUUAUAGUGGGCACUUGUUCCAAUAUUUCAGAGUCUCUCUCUCUCUUUCUCUCUCAAGUCCCCAGAAACUGUGUGAUAUUAAGAAUGUUAUAGGGAUUUGAAAAAUAUACUAAGCUGCAUUUGCCUUUUCAGCAGCUAUGCCAGCUGAUUCAUAUUUAGCAACUGAUUCCCCUAUUCAGUAUCUUGUAUUUGAUUUUCUACAUGAAGAACUUUCUAUUAAAUGUCAUUCUUUUUUUCAGUCAAUCUAUUUAGAUUGUCUUGAUUUUUUUCCUGUAUAUUAAUAUAUUAGCUGUCCUACUGAGUGUUGUGUAAUUUGCAAAUCUGUUAAGCACUGCUUCCACCUACUUAUCCAUGUUAAUGAAAAUAAUGAUGAGUCAAGUCUAGGACUAAAUCCCUGUGGCACACCACUUGAAACUUAACUGCAAUUCAAUGAGUAUUCUUUGAGCAAUGUUUUCAACAUAUAUGCCAGCCAGCCAAUAUUUAGCUAAUCAAAAUAUCAUGUAAUAUUUUUUUGAAAUUUUGUUGCUCCUAGUGUAGUGGAAUUUCCUUUCAGUAAAAAUGUAUAAGAUCACAUCUGUGUUCCUA